This is a messenger RNA of Tinamus guttatus (white-throated tinamou), 2224 nucleotides long. RefSeq names its product tumor necrosis factor alpha-induced protein 2. The record is from RefSeq and is a predicted model, not a curated record. Gene Ontology annotation, biological process: exocyst localization; exocytosis. Gene Ontology annotation, molecular function: SNARE binding. Lineage: Eukaryota; Metazoa; Chordata; Aves; Tinamiformes; Tinamidae. Gene Ontology annotation, cellular component: exocyst.
AGAAAUGAUGAAAAUGCUACCCUUUCUCCAAAGUGGUCCUAUUGGAAUACGCAAAGACUCAAAGGAUUGCAUUGAGGAAAAUAGGCAACUUGGAAAUCCUUCAACAUCCAUAUCUGGGCAAGUUUCAGUUUGCCCUGAAGACUGGUCCAAAAGUUAUGUAAAAACAAGUGAAAAGCAAGAGGCAACCUGCAGACACUCACGUACAUCUUCCAUCGCAAGCAAUGGGAGCUGUGCCUCUUCUGGGGAGAUUCCUGAAAAGGGGAAGAAAGGACUGAUAGGAAUCCUUAAGAGUGCUCUUAAGAAGAAGAAGGACUCCAAGCCACUCAGCAUAAAACAAAUCAUGGAACUCAUUGAAGAGAAUAAGUUUUCUGAUGCUUCCCAGCACCUGAUUGUCCUAGAAAAGAGUCUUUCUAUCAGAAGUGAUGAGGAGUUGAAAAUCAGACAGCAAGACAUCGAAGCCAUCUAUGAAAUUCUGAAGAGCAAAGUCUUUGACAUCUUGAAAGAAUCUAUACUUCUAGCAGCAGUAAAACCAGAUUUAUUGCAGCAAGCAGUAGAUGCAUUAAAAGAACUGGAGAAAGAAGAUCAGAAUUACUUGUCAGAGGAUCCACUUGACCAAAACAGGCAAUCUAGACCUAGAAAAUGGAAGGAGAUUUGGAUGGCUACAGUGAAGGAGUCUGUAGAGACUCGAAUGAAAGAUACCCAUCGUACUCCAACAACUGAGAACCUCUCUACAGCUGGCCAAAAUCUCCUGCACAUGGGGAGGACAAUGAAAGAGGAUUUGACAGUAGUAGUGCAGCGCAUUAAGCAGCUUUAUCCUCCUGACUUUAACGUGUGCGGCACAUAUGCAGAAUUCUACCACAAUUAUUUUGCUUCCCAGCUGAAGAAAACUGCUGAAUCUCAGCUGGAAGACAAGGAUAUUUACCUUCUCCUUUCAUGGGUGCACAACAUUUAUCCAAAUGACAUAAGAAAAGAUCGUGUUUUAGCAGAGGAGCUGGGAAAAGUUAAGCUUGGAAGCCUUUUGCCAUCAAGUCUGGUCAAAGAGCUUGAAAAGAAAUACCUUGGCAGUGAAGAGGCUGCUGUCAAAAAUUGUCUAGGUAGAUGUUUAGAAAUGGAAAUCCAAAGAUGGAAAGGAGAUCAAGAACCCGAAAAACUUGAUGGCCAUUUUCACAGUGAAUUAGCAAUACUUGCUAUCCAGAAUGUCUAUGGAGGGCAGAAGCGAGCUGAUGAUCUCAGCGCUGCGUUGGGUGAAGAGAUAGCACCUUGUCUGUCAAGGGAGCUGGCCACCUUUCUGAGAAGCUACAAGGACGCUUUUGAGGAAUUCAAAGAGAAGAGCAAGAAGCAGAAGUUCUACAAGCCUAUCCUGAUGGCAAACGUUAACAACUGCCAACAUUUUAGAAACUACACAGAGAAAAACAUAGCUGAAAAGGAUGAUAACAAAGCCAGUAUUCUCAGCACACUCAGUGACAUUGAAAACAGCGGCUUUGACGUCCUGCUCCAACAACUGUUUGCAGAGCUGAAGCCAAUUUAUAAGAAGUUUACAGAAAACAAGUGGGAUUCCAGUGAUGAAAUUAUGAAUGCAAUCAUUAAAACAACAGGAAAAUAUAUUUCAGACUUCCAGAGCCUAAAUGACCCUUCUUACAAGGCUAUUGUAGAAAAAGUCCAUGUCCAUUUGGUUAAAGAGUACAUUGUGAGGCUGCUGAAGAGAAGAGUCAGCCUGAAAAGCCCAGUGCAACAGCAAAACCUGGCACAAAACAUCUCCAAGAACGCUGCUGCCCUGGAAGCCUUCUGCACCAGCAAUGGAUCUCAAGCCUCAUGGUUGAAUUCUGCACUCCCCAAACUCGCUGAAAUAAUCCGACUUCAAGAUUCGGGUGCUAUUAAAAUUGAAGUUGCAACACUUGCCACAGUGUACCCAGACAUUCGCAAAAGGCACCUUGAAGCUUUCCUGCACAUCAAGGCGAAUUUGACACGUGGUGAACUAAAAAGCAUCCUGAACUACUUGGCAGAUAGCACGGCAUCCUCACCUCCAAGUGCACCGUUGUUCUCUAAUAUAAAUGUGUCCUAGGCCAAAGGCAGCCCUUGGCAUCCUUACUGUACAGGAUGGUAUAGCUAAGCUAGUGAAAGCCCCCCAGGGGCAGGGAUGGAGACAGUCCCUUGGAGCAAUGCUAUGCAUAGCGUUCACUGCCAUAUUUUCCUACGGAAAGUAUUUUAUUCUAACUUGGUGCUC